AUGCCCCCACCAUGGAAACGCAUUGUCGCAGCUCCUGCGAGCCGCCUCUCCCACGUUCCGCGGAGAGUGCAGCGAUACUUCGUCAUAUAUGCAACACUGCUCAUAGCGGCAUGGGUCAGCUGGAAGUGGAUAUUUCAACCAGAUUGGGAGAGCAAUCGUGCAAUUGAGAAGUCGCUGAACGAAGACAAGGUGUUCUUUGGGUCGAAUAUGCGGCCGGAGUUUUCAGAUAUGAUCCAGAUCAAGUCGAUGGAUACCAGGUUGCUGCCCUCAGACGAGAAUUUCAAGCAAAGGCUCGUCAUAGUAGGAGAUGUACACGGGUGUAAAGACGAGCUACAAGCCCUUCUCGAUAAAGUCAAAUUCCGCGCUCCUCACGACCACCUCACCCUAACAGGCGAUAUGAUCUCCAAAGGUCCCGACUCCGCCGGCGUCGUCUCCCUCGCCCGUUCCCUCUCCGCCUCCUGCGUGCGCGGGAACCACGAAGACCGCAUGCUGCUCGCCCUCGCCGACAUGCGCGGACACCACGCCGCCCUCCCCGGCCCAGCCGAAGACCCUACCGAUGCACAAGAUUUGCUUGACGAAGAGAGCUUCUCCCACGGCGACUAUACCUUCCGCUCACUAGCGCGCGAGUUCGACGACAAGCAAAUUAAGUGGCUGCAGGCAUGCCCGGUUAUUCUGCGCGUCGGAGAGAUCGCUGGGCUGGGCGAAAUGGUGGUUGUACAUGCGGGACUGGUCCCUGGGAUCCCGCUGGAGCGCCAAGACCCCUACCACGUUAUGAAUAUGCGGACAAUCGAUCUGGAUACCCGGUUGCCGAGCGAGAAUCGCGAGGGCACGCCAUGGGAGAAGCUGUGGAAUAAGUACCAGUCCCAUGUGCCGCCACAGUCAGCGGAGCGGUCGUCGGUCGUGUACGGGCAUGAUUCGAAGCGAGGGAAAAACAUUCACAAGUACAGCUUCGGGUUGGAUAGCGGGUGUGUGGCUGGGGGAAGACUGACAGCGUUGGUGAUAGAGGCUGGGCGGAAAGGGGAGGUGGCAAAGACGAGAACAGUGGAUGUCAAGUGCAAGACAUAUUGGCAGAAGAGUCAAAGUAAGACGAACAAUAAGAGCGAGACCUAAAGGAAAACGGUAAACGGAUCGGAUGGAUUAUUAGACUUUUGGAGUUUUCGGCGUCACAUAGAUAUACCUUGUGUAUAUGGGCUUGGUGGGUAAGCUGGUUAGCUAUCGUUUUGAUACGCUGUCGGCAGGUACCUACGGCGUUUCUGGACAUUGCAGGCGUAGCGUUGAGAUCAUUGUUACCUAAUUC
Molecule: messenger RNA, 1297 nt
Organism: Mytilinidion resinicola
Lineage: Eukaryota; Fungi; Ascomycota; Dothideomycetes; Mytilinidiales; Mytilinidiaceae
Product: Ser/Thr protein phosphatase
Exons: 2
Coding region: 1-1110 (369 amino acids)
Biological process (GO): polyphosphate catabolic process
Cellular component (GO): cytoplasm
Molecular function (GO): endopolyphosphatase activity; phosphatase activity
Source: RefSeq, a predicted model, not a curated record